This is a messenger RNA of Vitrella brassicaformis, 2689 nucleotides long. NCBI's taxonomy places the organism in Eukaryota, Vitrellaceae. The record is from the annotation of a GenBank genome assembly.
AUGGUCCUGAAGCCGACGCCGCUGCAUUUGAUAUCCUCUUCGCGCACAGAUCUCAUCAGGAAGGACAGCGAGGAGCGAAGCAGGUCCCGUGACAGCAGCGAGAGCACCGCGCUCCCGCCGCACCUGUGGACCUUCCUGCUGACGCUGCCAUGCACCCUGGAAUCGAGAUGGCGGGCUGUCGGGUUGCAAUCGCAGUGGAAGUGGCUCCCCGGUGUGCGGCUGCGGUUUGCAGACGCGGCACUGGAGAGGGAGUACUGCAUCAGGAAGCGGGCUGAUGCGUGCGAGGCUGUCAAGACGUUGGGUGUGCUGGUGGCCGUGCUGGUGUCCAUCGUGGCCUUCUCACUUAUGUGCCCCCUGGGUGCGAGGGAGCGUGCGGAUCUCUUCUGGCGCCGGCUGGCUGUGCCCUCUCUGUUCUCCCUGCUCGUGUUGGCGUAUGCCGUCUUCCAUCGGCCGCUCGUCUGGGCGUACCAGGUCUCAUGCGGCAACAGCAAGGCCAGCAUGCAGCCCCUCUCGCGUGCAGAGUUUUCCAUCACAUACGCUGUGUGCCUCGUCGUGGCGGCGGCUCUGCCGGUCCACCAGAAGCUAUGGACGGCGGCAGACGCAGCCUUUGCUGGUGGCGCUGUGGAGUAUCAGAGUGCGGCCAUUUUGGUGCUGCUUGUGGUGAUACACAGGGGCGACUCUUUCCUGGCUGGCGUGUUGGUGGUGUGCCAUCUUGUGGCGUAUUAUGCGAUGAAGAUGGUGGUCACGACGGACGAUGAGUCAGACACGGGCAGCUCGUGUUUUCUGCCGAUGUUGGGGCUUGUUCUCAUCGCCCUGUCGCGUCAUGUGGAGCACGUCAGCCGAGCCUAUCUCUUCUAUGAAAUGAAGGUGGAUUGGCGGGGGGACGGAUGGAGCGAAUCGAUUUUGCCUGGUGUUGUGUUGCGUCGGUCAGGCCAAGCAUGAGAAGGACCAUGGCCAGCGUGCGCUGCACAUGUUUGCCAACAUGGCCAACGUCGCAGCGUGGUACGCCGUGGGUGUGAGGGGGUGAGGGAGUGACGGUGCGAGGGUUGCGACGACAUCCUGUAUCCCUUCAUCUCUCUCUCUCUCUCUCUCUCUCUUUCGUGGCAUCAGGCAGUGGGACCCGGCCGACAACAAUUCCUACCACACGAGCGGCCUCGAGGCCCUCACCGCGCCCCCUCCUGUGGCCGAGGAGCCAUCCCCCGCCCCAGCCGACAGCGCACCGCCCCCGCCCUCAUCUGUCCCCUCCCUCCUACACACUGGGGACACAUCCACAGUCAACGAGACCACCCUCAACACCCCUCGCGUGAGCGCACCGGGCAGCGAAGCAAAUGCCAAUGCCAAUCCAAACCUGGCGGCAGCGAGCAAAUCGGCCGCUGGCAGCGAGCAGGGCAGCAGGGGCAUUCGCGUCUUUUUGCCCGUUAUUGAUAGCGACACUACGGCAGGGGACAAGCCACAGCCGCAGCAUCAACAGCAGCAAGGAGAGGUCGUGUAGGACGAGCACAGUGGAGUGGUGGUGCGUGUGGCGGGGGAGGGGGAGGCUGAAGGAUGCCGGGAGAGGCUGGCCGGCAUGUGGACGCAGCAGUGCGUCGCUGAAGAGUAAGUGACGCCAUACGGUGGGGGGCAGACGUGGCAGUUUCCGUAUGUGUAUACGUAUUUUGUGGCUGUGCAGUCGUGUGUUGGUUGAGAAUGCCAUCCUCCAGUGCGCAGACAAGGGGGAACCAUUCAAACUGGUGGUAAGACACACACACACACACACACACACCACACACACAUGCAGCAUCACCUCCUCUGUGUGCUUCCCUCUCAGGUCCGGUACGAGCGUGCCGACGGAAGCGUGCGUUGGCUCAGAUGUGCCGGGGGCAAAACGUCCUCCGAGUCGACCGCUGUGUACGGAUCUAUCGAGGUGAGAAGCACCAGUCCCUCCCGACAAGUCACAACUCUCCUCACUCUCUUUCUGCAUGCCCACGUGUCUGUGCAGGACGUGACGGACCGCAAGCGCACCCAGGCGAUGCUCGAGCAGCGGGUCAGCCUGUGCGAGAGGGUCGUUGACGCCACGCUGGAUGCGACCAUGCUCAUCAACACGUAGGACGAGGUGAUCCUCGAGGCCUCGGCCAUACUCAACGCAUGGGCGGGACGACCACUGGAAGGUAGGUACAUUUAUCCUCCCUCCUGCACAGCGCCGUGUGUAUAACACUGUAUGUGUCGGUGGUUGGGUGUCGCGAAUCAGGCAUCCCUCUGCCGUUGGUGUUGGACGCCUGGGCCAUCAGUCGGCUGCAAGGCGGCGCCACGCUGGUCGGAUCGGACGGCUUCAGUGUCAGCAUCAGCCACCCUGUCAACGGCAAGGCGGACGAACUCAAGGUCAGAGCCACACACAGGGACAGACACACAGACACAGAGGGCAUCUCUUUCUCUCUCCCUCUGUCGGUAUCUGCAGGCCAAUCUGGUGGUCUUUGUCGACCCAGACGACCCUGCUCGCAUCUUCCUCGGCCUGAAGCACAUCCGCUGUGCGCAGCCGCCUUAUCGCCGUCUGAAGAAGACCCUGGGAUGGAGCAGCACCGGGGAGCACACACCCAGCACCACACGGCCGCCCACAUCCACCACACCGCGCCAGAGCAGGCGGUACAGCAAGAAGUCCGGCGGUGUGCUGGGGGCUUUCUGGGCGUGCCGGUCCGUCGACGGUUUUGUGUGA